Diaporthe amygdali is the source of this 1158-nucleotide messenger RNA. RefSeq lists its product as uncharacterized. NCBI's taxonomy places the organism in Eukaryota, Fungi, Ascomycota, Sordariomycetes, Diaporthales, Diaporthaceae. The transcript is spliced from 3 exons. The coding region runs from base 1 to 1158 and encodes 385 amino acids. The record is from RefSeq and is a predicted model, not a curated record.
AUGGCGACUCCAGGCUUCAGGCUCGGAAUUGAGGUCGAAGCUCUUUUGAUCCCUCAUGACCAGAAAGUCAUCCCUCUGGGCAAGGGCCUUGCGGAGUUCGCCAGUCUGAUCACCAAGAGCUACAACUCAAUGAGAGAUCCAAAGAAGAAUUACUCUAUGCGAGCAGACAUAGGCAGAAAGUACCAAGGAGUUGAGUAUCAGGACUGGGUCCUUACUAAUGAUAUUACCUUGAAGGGUGAUGAGAAAAUGAUGUACAUGGUUGAGAUUGUGUCCCCAAUCCUUAAAGCGGAGCCAUACAAGGGCGGAUGGCGUUCUGAAAUCAACGACAUGUUCAAGUACCUCAAUACCCUCUGUGCCGUUAGGUCAAACAGGAGUUGUGGUUUCCAUGUGCACCUCUCCCCAAUGGGAAGCAGCUGGUCGCUUAAGGAGCUUCAGGGCAUAUCCAUUGCAGUGAUUCACUUCGAAUGCGCAUUCGAGGCCUUGAUUCCCGAGACUCGCAGAGGAAAUCAGUUUAUCCGAAGUAAUCGGUUUUUCGGCAACGCACUCCUGGAAGAUCUGCAACAUUCUGAGUGCAUCAAGCAGAUACAAUUGCAGAAGACCGUGAAGGAUCUCGCUGGACUGAUGAGCGCAGAUCGCUACACUACGUGGAACUUCGAGAACCUGAAGGAGGACUACCGCAAGGGCACCAUCGAGUUCCGCCAGCCGCCUGGUCAGACGCACGCAACUGGCUGUCUCUCGUGGAUUGAGCUGGCGAUAGAUUUCGUCCAGUCUGCGCGGCGUAAGGACUGGCAUACCAAGGUCAAAGACUACCCGCAGAACGUUUCCGGUCUGAGGAGGUUUAUUUCGGAAGGUCUCGUCGAUGGCCUGAGCAGGGAGUGCUUUCUGGGGCCUUUGCUGAACAGCAAGGAUGGGAUUGCGAAAUUUGUUCCCAAGGCACCGGACUACGAUACCACAUUAAUGGCAAAGAAGGAGAAGGAAGACAAAAAGAAGAACAUACUCAUGGAGAAACUAAAAGAGAACCUUAAGAAGGAGCUCAAGAAUCCACAGAUGUGGUUCACAGCUUAUGAGCUUAGCGUCAUGAAUAUUGGCAGUUCUGGUUUCUUUGUGGCGCAGGGCAAGGUAUUGUCAUCGGUCUCCAUCAUCGGUUGUGCAAAAUGA